UUGUCGGUUCCUACUUCAUAUUGUCAUAAAUCCCUUCACAAUGCUGGGAGUCAUGGCACUUCGAUACUGGCUUGUCUCUGUCGUUUGCAGCUUCUCAACGAGAUCCGAGUUGAGAGAUGCGCUGCUGCAGUGGUACCAUGCGGACGAGGCGACCAAGUUGCACCUGCCCCACGGAGCGCCUGGUGGAUGGGACGUUUCAUCGGUGACGAAUAUGAGUGGCCUCUUUAAAGACCUGGAGCGCUUCAACGAGAACAUCAGCGCCUGGGAUACCUCCAAGGUCGUCGACAUGAGCUCCAUGUUCUUUGGGGCUACUGCCUUCAACAUGCCCAUCGGCGAGUGGAACACAUCGCGCGUGCAGAGCAUGAGCAAGAUGUUUUUCAAGGCUACGAAGUUCAACCAACCAAUUGGAUCGUGGAAGACUGCAGCAGUCGUUGACAUGUCCCUGAUGUUUUGUGGGGCCAGUUCCUUUGAUCAGCCGAUUAAUGCUUGGGAUACGGCCGGUGUGAGGAACAUGAAAGGCAUGUUUUACGCAGCUACAAAGUUCAAUCAACCAAUUGACUUGUGGAAGACCGCAGCUGUCGUGGACAUGUCCUUUAUGUUCCAGGAUGCCAGCUCCUUUGAUCAGCUGAUCGGUGCUUGGGACACGGCCAAGGUGAGAGACAUGAGUAGCAUGUUUUACGAAGCGACAAAGUUCAACCAGCCGAUUGGAUCGUGGAAGACCGCAGCAGUCGUUGACAUGUCCCUCAUGUUCUGGAGGGCCACUUCCUUUGAUCAGCCGAUCAGUGCUUGGAACACGGCCAAAGUGAGAGACAUGAACAGCAUGUUUUACCAAGCUAAGAAGUUCAACCAACCAAUUGGAUCGUGGAACACUGCUGCAGUCGUGGACAUGUCCUGGAUGUUUUAUGGGGCCAGUUCCUUCGAUCAGCCCAUCGGUGGUUGGGACACGGCCAAGGUUAGGAACAUGAAUGCCAUGUUUUACGAAGCUACAAAGUUCAACCAUCCAAUUGGAUUGUGGAAGACAUCAGCAGUCGUGGACAUGGGCGCCAUGUUUUAUGGGGCCAGCUCCUUUGAUCAGCCGAUCGGUGCUUGGGACACGGCCGGUGUGAAGAACAUGAAAGCAAUGUUUUACCAAGCUAAGAAGUUCAACCAGCCAAUUGGGUCGUGGAAGACCACAGCAGUCGUUGACAUGUCCUUUAUGUUCCAGGAUGCCAGUUCCUUUGACCAGCCGAUUGGUGCUUGGGAAAUAGGAAAUGUCAAGGACAUGCACAAUAUGUUUGCGGGUGCAGUGGUCUUUAACCAGCCCAUAGGCUUGUGGAACACUUCAGCAGUGACAAACAUGCACAACAUGUUCUACGGGGCCAGCACUUUUAAUCGGCCAACCGGUGAUUGGGACACGGCCGAGGUGAGAGACAUGUCUGGCAUGUUCGCAGUGGCAACGUCCUUUGACCAACCCAUCGGCGCAUGGGACACGUCUCGAGUCAAGAGCAUGCAUUCCAUGUUUGAUCAAGCAGUGUCCUUCAAUCAGCCACUAAAUGAUUGGGACACAGGGUUGGUGACAAACUUCUCUGCGAUGUUCAUACGUGCUCGUUCAUUUGACCAGCCCGUGGGGAUGUGGGACACAUCGGCUGCCACAGACAUGAGAGACAUGUUUUCAGGUGCCAGAAGCUUUAAUCAGCCUUUGUCAACCUGGAACUUUACAUCAAUCCCUGAUGAGACGGCGAUGUCCAAUGCCUUUGCUGGGUCUGGGAUGUCGGAUUGUGUGCUUGGCGCCAGUUCUGAGGCUGUAGGUUUGCCUCCCAGAGUAUCUCGUCCUUGGGCAUAUUCAGCCUGUCCCAGCUGCCCUUGCCCUCAGACAAAUCUGGCAUGCGUCGAUGGAGCCUGUCGACCAGUGAACUCUGGCUUCAUCGAGCUUGGGAAAGGCCUUUGGCACGAUGUGAAUGCAACGCCUGCGACAGUAGUGGGCUUCCGAGCUUGCGCAAGCAGUUGUGAAGCUUCGGAUUGCUUUGCUCUUCUCCUUGAAGAGUCCGGUCACUGUUUGCUGAUACAUGAGCCUAGGCUCACACGGGACACAGCACCGAACGGAAGUUCAAGAGGACGGACCGCCUUUCGCCGGACCUCCUGCGGGACCUUCUCCUGUCCCGCUGGAACGGUGCCGACACCAACGACGCGGUCGAAGGAGUCGGAGGUGGAGGUCUCCGCGGCCGCCUGCUGCAGGUGCUCAGCGAGCAAUCAGGUCCGAGAUCGGAGCAAGGAGCCCGUCGAUUUGGUUUGCGUCGUCUGCCCAGCAGGAAGAGCUGCCAGGAAUGACGAGUGCCAAGCAUGCACAGCAGGAUAUGCCCCAGAAGGGGCCUCACAAUGUGCAGCUUGUCCUACUGGAGAAGUCCCACACCACGGCCGCACUGACUGCACGCCUUGUGCUCCGGGAGAAUAUGCAGAUGGUGAGACAUGCCGGCUUUGUCGAUUCCCUCGUUUCUUGAAUGGCAACAACUGUAUUUGGUGGCACCUUCCGAUGAUCGUCCUGGUGCUCCUCUUCUUCUCCGCCCUCGUCUUCCUCGGGCACCGCGUCACCAAGCGGCGCCGGAAGCGCUGGACCGAGCGCCGUGAAGAGGAGGUGAACCAGAUCCUUCAACAGCUCGAACAGGAGCUUUGGCAUGAGAAGCUGAACACCAUGAACAGGUUUUUUGUGGCCUUGAACGGCUUUGGCUGGACCUGGAACCAAGUGUGUCAGCGAGCUGAAGAGAUCCGGGCCCGUCACAGCGCCCAUGCGGGUGUGAGCCUGGCGUAUUUGAUGGGUGACUUCUCACGGGUGGCCUAUGACUGGUCUGGCGAGGAUGAUCCAACAUUUCUUCGCUUGAAGGAGGUCUUCUGGCAAGGCGAGGAGAAGCUCGGAUCUGACAUUCCUUGCCCCCGCGAUGGGCGACCAGGAUGCGCGCUGGUGGAUUGGCUGUCGCCAGAGCAUCGUCAAAUGCAGACGCAUUUUAUGAUCUCUCGCGGAGAGUCGGGCAUCGACGACGUCACAUCAUCCCUGUGCCACGUCAACGUGGCCGAUGCUCGAGCCUUUGAUCCCAGAGACGAGGAGAAGGGGAUGGGAGACCGAAACAUCCGGAGGGUCGUCGCCGGCUCCGGUGCGAGGAGUGGAGAAGUUGGCUGCCAGGAGUGGAGUGAGGACUGGCUGAAGGGCCAAGUUUUGGAGGCCCCAACAGCUGAUAUGACCGGAGGCGAGGCGGUUCCGCCGGGUCGGGUUGGCGACCGGAAGGUUCGUGCCAUGGAUCGCCUGCGGAGCGAUGCUCUCGCAAGGCAGUCGGACGAGCUGCGACGGACUCUCCGGGAGCGUGUAGGACCGGUGAGUCCGCCGAGCUUGGCGGCUUUUUUCAUGUUUUGGCUCUGUGAAGAGGAUAUCGAUCCGGAGCCAGAGGUUGGCGGUCAGCCUGCGAGCUUGGCGAGCUCCGCCCAGGUGGGGCUUGGCUCUGGCCUGUUGAUCUACCUCACGGCGCAGGCACAUGAUGUGACGAGAUCGUCCUUGGUUUGGUUCUCGUGCAUGCUCACUGGCGGUCUGCGAGCGAUCGCCCAGCUCCGCACCACGGCGCCCCAGUCAGAGGACGCGCUGCUGGUGACCGUGUUGAUCUUCAGCUGUUUGCUGGGCUGUGGCUUGCCGCAGGCGGCUUGCCUGAAGUCUGAGGCGAUGCUUCUGGGCGUGGCUUCGAUGCUGGCCAGCGAGGCGCUUUGCAACAUCGAGGUGCUGGCGGGGACCGGCCAAGUAGUGCUGUCCAUCCUGCUCCUGGGCUUUGGCCUGACGGGCUUGCUCGAGAGCGACUCGAGCGAGCGCAGCUCUGCCCCGUACUUGGCCACGUCGAGUGUCGCCGAGGGAGGCAAAGGUUCCGGAAUGCCUGGCGCUUCCUCAGGUGACAAGAAGCGCGAGAAGUCAGGGCUCGGCUACGAGCCCUUCUUCCCGGCCACGGUCCUGGAGGCUCAGAAGUAUUCGCCACACUUUCUAGUGAGCUGCCGUGCUCGGCAUCUGCGAGGAGCUGCGGCCGAGCAGCUGCUGGAGCUGGUGCCCCGGCAGCCGCAGGAGAAUCCCAGAGGCAAGGCCAAGGCCGAAAGCAAGCGGAGGGAGAAGGCUGCAGCCCGUGGUCCGGUGCCCUUCGAGCCCUCCGAGCCGAAGGAAAAUGCCCCAAAGUCAGGAGCGGCCAAAGCUGCCGACCUUCGUCCAGAGGACGACCCGCGGGACGACCGCGCCGAGCCGGAGAAGCCGGCGGAGACACCGAAGACACCGAUGCCCGCGAUGGAGGUGGAGCCGGAGCGGGAGUCCCGUGCAGUGCCUGUCCUGGGUGGAGGUGAGUCCUUGCUCCUGGAAAGCAAAGCAGAAGAGGGAGAGGAGGCCCUCGAUGCGGAGGCGAAGGACGAGGGGAGCCGACUGCAGGCGGCGCUCAGCGCGGCGGCCCCCGAGUUCCGCCCGCCGUCGGCGUUGGAGUUCUGCACGCAGGCUGCCGCCGAGGCUGCUGCGGGUGAUGAAUCCGCCAUGCACUUUGAUGGGCCAUCGAGCACGAUGGACAGCUGUCCGUCAGCCUUUGAUGGAAUGGUUUUUGAUGUGCCAUCGCAAGGGUGCUUUGAUGGGCAGAUGGGCUUUGAUGGUGGCUUUGAUGGGCCAAUGAGAUUCGAUGGCGCGCAAGAGGGAUGCUUUAAUGGACCAAUGGCUUUUGAUGGGCCAGUGCCCCAUGGCGACCCGGUCGUGGGCUUUGAUGCACACCCGUACGCUGGGCCGUGCGGUGCGCACGGCGCGCACGGCGCUGCACACGCAUAUGGUGGGCACCCCAUGAGCUAUGAUGCGCAGCCCUUCGAGGGCUAUGCGGAUCCGGACUACGGCUAUGAGAUGGGCUACUACGAGGAGGGGUUCGAGUACGCACAGGCCCAGGAUUGGUCCUGGGGGGAUGCUUCUGUGCCGUACGCAGGUGAUGACCUUCACGAGCCCAUCCAGGCCUUCGCACCGCUGGAAGGCACCUGGGCUGCUGCAAGCAGUCGACUGGAAGAGCUUGAGCAGGAUGAUGAGGAGGAGGACGAGAAGGUGGAACCGUUGGCGGCGGACAUCCCCGACCCUGGCCUCGGGCGAGCCUCGCAGGCUCGUCAAAGCAUGGAAGAAGCGCGCACCAGUGGCAAGGGCAAAGGUGCCGUCCGGGGCGCCUCUGACAGUCGCGAGGGGAAGUCCGGCAAGAACUGGAAAGGGAGUGAGAAGGGCAAAGGAGAGAAGGGAGACGCCAAGGAGAACAAAGGCGAGCGAGGGAAGAAAGGCCGCGAAGGGCGGGAAAUGACAGAUGGCCGCCAAUGGGCUUACAUCGACCCCCGCGGCAACAUUCAGAUGGGCUUCAGCAGCUCGAGGAUGAGGAACUGGUUUCAGAACGGCUUCUUUCAGGAGCACUUGGAGGUCGCCCUGAUGCGAGAGUCGGGUCAGGCCCCUCCACGCCGCGCCUUCCGGCGCCUGCGCGAGAUCUUCCCCGACCUCGACCGGUGUUUCCUGUGA
Messenger RNA from Durusdinium trenchii, 5515 nucleotides. The record is from the annotation of a GenBank genome assembly. NCBI's taxonomy places the organism in Eukaryota, Dinophyceae, Suessiales, Symbiodiniaceae.